Parnassius apollo (apollo) is the source of this 825-nucleotide messenger RNA. The record is from the annotation of a GenBank genome assembly. NCBI's taxonomy places the organism in Eukaryota, Metazoa, Arthropoda, Insecta, Lepidoptera, Papilionidae.
AUGAAGAAGGCGGGUCGUGGUUAUGACCGUAUUUCAAGAGCAUUAUCAAAAAAUUUAGUACUCAAAAGCCCGGCUACUUCGAUCGACAAUUUUGGUACCGGUGAGCAAACUUGUUGCAGCUCUAACUCCGCCAUUGACAGCAUCCGUGCCAAUCCGGACAAUGAAGCUUGUUGUAGCAUCAGUACCGCCAACGGUAGUAUUGGCAUCAGUCCCAUCGAUCAAGCUUGUUGUAGCACUACUACCAUCAACGACAACAUUGGUCAUGACAAAAAUCUUAAAGAAAUCUGCAACAAUAGUAGCAGCAGCAGUUCACCUUCGGGAACUGAAUUUGAUUCGGAUGAUUCAGUUAAAGAUAAAGAUUAUGUUCCACCUCAAAAAAAGAAGGCAGGAUAUCCGCAAUUAUUUGAUUCCGAUUCUGAAAACGAUGUUAUACAGUCUUCACAGCCGCUGAAUAACGUCUGUAUAUCCGAGACAUCAUCUGAAGAUGUUAGCGAGCCGGAGUCAAACAUUCAGGAAAACCAAAACGUCGAAGUUCAACUUACUAAGAAAGGGACGAUAAGAAAACGGAAAUAUUAUGCAACAAAACUAGCUGUGCGGCAGGAAAUUAUGAAGAAGUUAAAAAAUGAAUCCAAAUACUACGUUAAAACAGGCUGUGAUGAAAAUUGUAAAAAGAAAUGCUCAACAAAAUUUUCGGAAAGUCAAAGAAUCUCAUUGAAUAAAUUGUUUCGUAAUAUGACUUGGAAGGAACAAACAUACUUCAAGGUAACACAUCUCAGAAGAAUCCAGAUAGACGUACAACUAACAGUUCAGACCCGAGACGUUUAA